UACGUAUCCCGGAUAUCUUAAUGGAUUAUUUGCGAUUAUCGCGUUUUCAGUGUCGUCGACUUAUCGGCUGUCGACGUCUGUCGUCUCGGAGGCAAGAACGUAGAGAGCGCAAACACCAACUUUGGUUGAAUAGACAUAAUCCAGAAUUGGAGAAAGCGGCGAGAAGAGAAGAAUUGUUUGUGCCUCUGGAAACCGUUCGUGAGGAUUGGUUGGGUCAUACGGGACCUUACCACAUCAGAGAUGCCGUGCGUCACUAUGGCGUGUAUGAGCACGUGUUUGGCGGAACAGAGUUUAUACCCGAAGUGGAUGUCCAUAUAGAGUACGACAACGGUCACGUAGUCAAGAGGGGCAAUCACAUUGGUCCAUCUCAAUGCCUAAGACCACCCAAUGUUAAAUUCAAUUUUGGUGGUGACGCACUGUGGACUGUAAUUCUAACAAAUCCUGAUGGAGACUUCCAAAGUGUAGACAACGAGGUUCUACAUUGGCUUCUCUGUAAUGUGUCAUCAGAUGGUGGAGUCAACACGGCUCACACACACUGUCCCUACAUCCCUCCAUUCCCUCCAAAAGGCACUGGGUAUCACAGACUCGUCUUCAGCAUAUUCCAUCAAAGCAGUCGUCUUACUUUGCCAAGUAAAUCUUAUGAUAGAUUUGAGGAUAGAAUAUUUUCAACUAACGAGUUUUGGUCCAAACACUCAUCAGUUAUCAGACCAGUAGGAAUUCACUUCUUUCAAACAAGCUGGGACUCUUCUGUUACGAGUACCUUCCAGGACAUCCUUGGUUUAAAAGAGCCUGCAUACGACAUUGAGAAGAAAGUUACAAAACGAAAACAAAGGCAAAAAGUACAGACAAAGAAAUUCAAUCAAAAACAUAGCUUAGUUGUGUGAACAAAUAAUACUGCACAUUUGUGUUGUUCAGUGGACUUGUAAAUUAGAUAGGUGAUAGAGCCAAGGUGUCACACACUGCUCAAGCAUUUGGUUAAAUAAUCACACGCGCGCGUGCACACACCA
Molecule: messenger RNA, 1007 nt
Organism: Corticium candelabrum
Lineage: Eukaryota; Metazoa; Porifera; Homoscleromorpha; Homosclerophorida; Plakinidae
Product: large ribosomal subunit protein mL38-like
Exons: 6
Coding region: 21-884 (287 amino acids)
Cellular component (GO): mitochondrial large ribosomal subunit
Source: RefSeq, a predicted model, not a curated record